Molecule: messenger RNA, 9834 nt
Organism: Mandrillus leucophaeus (drill)
Lineage: Eukaryota; Metazoa; Chordata; Mammalia; Primates; Cercopithecidae
Gene: NOTCH2
Product: notch 2
Exons: 31
Biological process (GO): apoptotic process; regulation of DNA-templated transcription; cell differentiation
Cellular component (GO): signaling receptor complex; membrane
Molecular function (GO): Notch binding; signaling receptor activity; calcium ion binding
Source: RefSeq, a predicted model, not a curated record
ACCAGCCUCCUCAUCUUUUUGGUCUAUGUGGCAAAGUGGUCCUACUCCAAUAAUUUGGGAGAGAUACAGCGAUGUAGCUUGGAUCAGAAGCCCAUCUUAGGACAGUUCUGCACAGAGGAUGUGGAUGAAUGCCUGCUGCAGCCCAAUGCCUGUCAGAAUGGGGGCACCUGUGCCAACCGCAAUGGAGGCUAUGGCUGUGUGUGUGUCAACGGCUGGAGUGGAGAUGACUGCAGUGAGAACAUUGAUGAUUGUGCCUUCGCCUCCUGUACUCCAGGCUCCACCUGCAUCGACCGUGUGGCCUCCUUCUCUUGCAUGUGCCCAGAGGGGAAGGCAGGUCUCCUGUGUCAUCUGGAUGAUGCCUGCAUCAGCAAUCCUUGCCACAAGGGGGCACUGUGUGACACCAACCCCCUAAAUGGGCAGUAUAUUUGCACCUGCCCACAAGGCUACAAAGGGGCUGACUGCACAGAAGAUGUGGAUGAGUGUGCCAUGGCCAAUAGCAAUCCUUGUGAGCAUGCAGGAAAAUGUGUGAACACAGAUGGCGCCUUCCACUGUGAGUGUCUGAAAGGUUAUGCAGGACCUCGUUGUGAGAUGGACAUCAAUGAGUGCCAUUCAGAUCCCUGCCAGAAUGAUGCUACCUGUCUGGAUAAGAUUGGAGGCUUCACAUGUCUGUGCAUGCCAGGUUUCAAAGGUGUGCAUUGUGAAUUAGAAAUAAAUGAAUGUCAGAGCAACCCUUGUGUGAACAAUGGGCAGUGUGUGGAUAAAGUCAAUCGUUUCCAGUGCCUGUGUCCUCCUGGUUUUACUGGGCCAGUUUGCCAGAUUGAUAUUGAUGAUUGUUCCAGUACUCCGUGUCUGAAUGGGGCAAAGUGUAUCGAUCACCCAAAUGGCUAUGAAUGCCAGUGUGCCACAGGUUUCACUGGUGUGUUGUGUGAGGAGAACAUUGACAACUGUGACCCCGAUCCUUGCCACCAUGGUCAGUGUCAGGAUGGUAUUGAUUCCUACACCUGCAUCUGCAAUCCUGGGUACAUGGGCGCCAUCUGCAGUGACCAGAUUGAUGAAUGUUAUAGCAGCCCUUGCCUGAACGAUGGUCGCUGCAUCGACCUGGUCAAUGGCUACCAGUGCAACUGCCAGCCGGGCACAUCAGGGGUUAAUUGUGAAAUUAAUUUUGAUGACUGUGCAAGUAACCCUUGUAUCCAUGGAAUCUGUAUGGAUGGCAUUAAUCGCUACAGUUGUGUCUGCUCACCAGGAUUCACAGGGCAGAGAUGUAACAUUGACAUCGAUGAGUGUGCCUCCAAUCCCUGUCGCAAGGGUGCAACAUGUAUCAACGGUGUGAAUGGUUUCCGCUGUAUAUGCCCUGAGGGGCCCCAUCACCCCAGCUGCUACUCACAGGUGAACGAAUGCCUGAGUAAUCCCUGCAUCCAUGGAAACUGUACUGGAGGUCUCAGUGGAUAUAAGUGCCUCUGUGAUGCAGGCUGGGUUGGCAUCAACUGUGAAGUGGACAAAAAUGAAUGCCUUUCUAAUCCAUGCCAGAAUGGAGGAACUUGUGACAAUCUGGUGAAUGGAUACAGGUGUACUUGCAAGAAGGGCUUUAAAGGCUAUAACUGCCAGGUGAAUAUUGAUGAAUGUGCCUCAAAUCCAUGCUUGAACCAAGGAACCUGCUUUGAUGACAUAAGUGGCUACACUUGCCACUGUGUGCUGCCAUACACAGGCAAGAACUGUCAGACAGUAUUGGCUCCCUGUUCCCCAAACCCUUGUGAGAAUGCUGCUGUUUGCAAAGAGUCACCAAAUUUUGAGAGUUACACCUGCUUGUGUGCUCCUGGCUGGCAAGGUCAGAGGUGUACCAUUGACAUUGACGAGUGUAUCUCCAAGCCCUGCAUGAACCAUGGUCUCUGCCAUAACACCCAGGGCAGCUACAUGUGUGAAUGUCCACCAGGCUUCAGUGGUAUGGACUGUGAGGAGGACAUCGAUGACUGUCUUGCCAAUCCUUGCCAGAAUGGAGGUUCCUGUGUGGAUGGAGUGAAUACUUUCUCCUGCCUCUGCCUUCCGGGUUUCACUGGGGAUAAGUGCCAGACAGACAUGAAUGAGUGUCUAAGUGAACCCUGUAAGAAUGGAGGGACCUGCUCUGACUACGUCAACAGUUACACUUGCAAGUGCCAGGCAGGAUUUGAUGGAGUCCAUUGUGAGAACAACAUCGAUGAGUGCACUGAGAGCUCUUGUUUCAAUGGUGGCACAUGUGUUGAUGGGAUUAACUCCUUCUCUUGCUUGUGCCCUGUGGGUUUCACUGGACUCUUCUGCCUCCAUGAGAUCAAUGAAUGCAGCUCUCAUCCAUGCCUGAAUGAGGGAACGUGUGUUGAUGGCCUGGGUACCUACCACUGUAGCUGCCCCCUGGGCUACACUGGGAAAAACUGUCAGACCCUGGUGAACCUCUGCAGUCGGUCUCCAUGUAAAAACAAAGGUACUUGCAUUCAGGAUAAAGCAGAGUCCCGGUGCCGAUGUCCAUCUGGAUGGGCUGGUGCUUAUUGUGACGUGCCCAAUGUCUCUUGUGACAUAGCAGCCUCCAGGAGAGGUGUGCUUGUUGAACACUUGUGCCAGCACUCAGGUGUCUGCAUCAAUGCUGGCAACACACAUUACUGUCAGUGCCCCCUGGGCUAUACUGGGAGCUACUGUGAGGAACAGCUCGAUGAGUGUGCGUCCAACCCCUGCCAGCACGGGGCAACGUGCAGUGACUUCAUUGGUGGAUACAGAUGCGAGUGUGUCCCAGGCUAUCAGGGUGUCAACUGUGAGUAUGAAGUGGAUGAGUGCCAGAAUCAGCCCUGCCAGAAUGGAGGCACCUGUAUUGACCUUGUGAACCAUUUCAAGUGCUCCUGCCCACCAGGCACUCGGGGCCUACUCUGUGAAGAAAACAUUGAUGACUGUGCCAGGGGUCCACAUUGCCUUAAUGGUGGUCAGUGCGUGGAUAGGAUUGGAGGCUACAGUUGUCGCUGCUUGCCUGGCUUUGCUGGGGAGCGAUGUGAGGGAGAUAUCAACGAGUGCCUCUCCAACCCCUGCAGCUCUGAGGGCAGCCUGGACUGUAUACAGCUCACCAAUGACUACCUGUGUGUUUGCCGUAGUGCCUUUACUGGCCGGCACUGUGAAACCUUCGUUGAUGUGUGUCCCCAGAUGCCCUGCCUGAAUGGAGGGACUUGUGCUGUGGCCAGUAACAUGCCUGAUGGUUUCAUUUGCCGUUGUCCCCCGGGAUUUUCCGGGGCAAGGUGCCAGAGCAGCUGUGGACAAGUGAAAUGUAGGAAAGGAGAGCAGUGUGUGCACACCGCCUCUGGACCCCGCUGCUUUUGCCCCAACCCCCGGGACUGUGAGUCAGGCUGUGCCAGUAGCCCCUGCCAGCACGGGGGCAGCUGCCACCCUCAGCGCCAGCCUCCUUAUUACUCCUGCCAGUGUGCCCCACCAUUCUGGGGUAGCCGCUGUGAACUCUACACGGCACCCCCCAGCACCCCUCCUGCCACCUGUUUGAGCCAAUAUUGUGCCGACAAAGCUCGUGAUGGCGUCUGUGAUGAGGCCUGCAACAGCCAUGCCUGCCAGUGGGAUGGGGGUGACUGUUCUCUCACCAUGGAGAACCCCUGGGCCAACUGCUCCUCCCCACUUCCCUGCUGGGAUUAUAUCAACAACCAGUGUGAUGAGCUGUGCAACACGGCCGAGUGCCUGUUUGACAACUUUGAAUGCCAGGGGAACAGCAAGACAUGCAAGUAUGACAAAUACUGUGCAGACCACUUCAAAGACAACCACUGUGACCAGGGGUGCAACAGUGAGGAGUGUGGUUGGGAUGGGCUGGACUGUGCUGCUGACCAGCCUGAGAACCUGGCAGAGGGUACCCUGGUUAUUGUGGUAUUGAUGCCACCUGAACAGCUGCUCCAGGAUGCUCGCAGCUUCUUGCGGGCACUGGGGACCCUGCUCCACACCAACCUGCGCAUUAAGCGGGACUCCCAGGGGGAGCUCAUGGUGUACCCCUAUUAUGGUGAGAAGUCAGCUGCCAUGAAGAAACAGAGGAUGACACGCAGGUCCAUUCCUGGUGAACAAGAGCAGGAGGUGGCUGGCUCUAAAGUCUUUCUGGAAAUUGACAACCGCCAGUGUGUUCAAGACUCAGACCACUGUUUCAAGAACACAGAUGCAGCAGCAGCUCUCCUGGCCUCUCACGCCAUACAGGGGACCCUGUCAUACCCUCUCGUGUCUGUCGUCAGUGAAUCCCUGACUCCAGAACGUACUCAGCUCCUCUAUCUCCUUGCUGUUGCUGUUGUCAUCAUUCUGUUUAUUAUUCUGCUGGGGGUAAUCAUGGCAAAACGAAAGCGUAAGCAUGGCUCUCUCUGGCUGCCUGAAGGUUUCACUCUUCGCCGAGAUGCAAGCAAUCACAAGCGUCGUGAGCCAGUGGGACAGGAUGCUGUGGGGCUGAAAAAUCUCUCAGUGCAAGUCUCAGAAGCUAACCUAAUUGGUUCUGGAACAAGUGAACACUGGGUCGAUGAUGAAGGGCCCCAACCAAAGAAAGUGAAGGUGAGGUGAUCAUGGUAGAACCACCAUUCUGGUAGAGCAUGAUGGUUAAGAAGACCAUCGCUGGCCCUCACCCCUCCUCAGGCAGAGCAGGAGGUGGAUGUGUUGGAUGUGAAUGUCCGGGGCCCAGAUGGCUGCACCCCAUUAAUGUUGGCUUCUCUCCGAGGAGGCAGCUCAGAUUUGAGUGAUGAAGAUGAAGAUGCAGAGGACUCUUCCGCUAACAUCAUCACAGACUUGGUCUACCAAGGUGCCAGCCUCCAGGCCCAGACGGACCGGACUGGUGAGAUGGCCCUGCACCUUGCAGCCCGCUACUCACGGGCUGAUGCUGCCAAGCGUCUCCUGGAUGCAGGUGCAGAUGCCAAUGCCCAGGACAACAUGGGCCGCUGCCCCCUCCAUGCUGCAGUGGCAGCUGAUGCCCAAGGUGUCUUCCAGAUUCUGAUUCGUAACCGAGUAACUGAUCUAGAUGCCAGGAUGAAUGAUGGUACUACACCCCUGAUCCUGGCUGCCCGCCUGGCUGUGGAGGGAAUGGUGGCAGAACUGAUCAACUGCCAAGCAGAUGUGAAUGCAGUGGAUGACCAUGGAAAAUCUGCCCUUCACUGGGCAGCUGCUGUCAAUAAUGUGGAGGCGACUCUUUUGCUGUUGAAAAAUGGGGCUAACCGAGACAUGCAGGACAACAAGGAAGAGACACCGCUGUUUCUUGCUGCCCGGGAGGGGAGCUAUGAAGCAGCCAAGAUCCUGUUAGACCAUUUUGCCAAUCGAGACAUCACAGACCAUAUGGAUCGUCUUCCCCGGGAUGUGGCUCGGGAUCGCAUGCACCAUGACAUUGUGCGCCUCCUGGAUGAAUACAAUGUGACCCCCAGCCCUCCAGGCACCGUGUUGACUUCUGCUCUCUCACCUGUCAUCUGUGGGCCCAACAGAUCUUUCCUCAGCCUGAAGCACACACCAAUGGGCAAGAAGUCUAGACGGCCCAGUGCCAAGAGUACCAUGCCCACUAGCCUCCCUAACCUUGCCAAGGAGGCGAAGGAUGCCAAGGGUAGUAGGAGGAAGAAGUCUCUGAGUGAGAAGGUCCAACUGUCUGAGAGUUCAGUAACUUUAUCUCCUGUUGAUUCCCUAGAAUCUCCUCACACAUACGUUUCUGAUACCACAUCCUCUCCAAUGAUUACAUCCCCUGGGAUCUUACAGGCCUCACCCAACCCUAUGUUGGCCACUGCCGCCCCUCCUGCCUCAGUCCAUGCCCAGCAUGCACUGUCUUUUUCUAACCUUCAUGAAAUGCAACCUUUGGCUCAUGGGGCCAGCACUGUGCUUCCCUCAGUGAGCCAGUUGCUAUCCCACCACCACAUUGUGCCCCCAGGCAGUGGCAGUGCAGGAAGCUUGAGUAGGCUCCAUCCAGUCCCAGUCCCAGCAGACUGGAUGAACCGCAUGGAGGUGAAUGAAACCCAGUACAAUGAGAUGUUUGGUAUGGUCCUGGCUCCAGCUGAGGGCACCCACCCUAGCAUAGCUCCCCAGAGCAGGCCACCUGAAGGGAAGCACAUAACCACCCCUCGGGAGCCCUUGCCCCCCAUUGUGACUUUCCAGCUUAUCCCUAAAGGCAGUAUUGCCCAACCAGCGGGGGCUCCCCAGCCUCAGUCCACCUGCCCUCCAGCUGUUACGGGCCCCCUGCCCACCAUGUACCAGAUUCCAGAAAUGGCCCGUUUGCCCAGUGUGGCUUUCCCCACUGCCAUGAUGCCCCAACAGGACGGGCAGGUAGCUCAGACCAUUCUCCCAGCCUAUCAUCCUUUCCCAGCCUCUGUGGGCAAGUACCCCACACCCCCUUCACAGCACAGUUAUGCUUCCUCAAAUGCUGCUGAGCGAACACCCAGUCACAGUGGUCACCUCCAGGGUGAGCAUCCCUACCUGACACCAUCCCCAGAGUCUCCUGACCAGUGGUCAAGUUCAUCACCCCACUCUGCUUCUGACUGGUCAGAUGUGACCACCAGCCCUACCCCUGGGGGUGCUGGAGGAGGUCAGCGGGGACCUGGGACACACAUGUCUGAGCCACCACACAACAACAUGCAGGUUUAUGCGUGAAAGAGUCCACCUCCAGUGUAGAGACAUAACUGCCUUUUGUAAAUGCUGCUGAGGAACAAAUGAAGGUCAUCCGGGAGAGAAAUGAAGAAAUCUCUGGAGCCAGCUUCUAGAGGUAGGAAAGAGAAGAUGCUUUUAUUCAGAUAAUGCAAGAGAAGCAAUUUGUCAGUUUCACUGGGUAUCUGCAAGGCUUAUUGAUUAUUCUAAUCUAAUAAUCAAGACAAGCUUAUGGAAAUGCGAGAUGAAUACAAGCCUUGAGUCCAUGUUUACUCUCUUCUAUUUGGAGCAUAAGAUGGAUGCUUACUGAAGCCCAGACAUUCUUGCAGCCUUGACUGUGUUUUAAGCCCUGCGGGCUUCUGCCAUAUCCAUGAGAAGAUUCUACACUAGAGUCCUGUUGGGAAUUGUGCCCUGGAAUUCUGCCUGAAUUGACCUAUGCAUCUUCUCCUCCUUGGACAUUCUUUUGUCUUCAUUUGGUGCUUUCGAUUUUGCACCUCUCCAUGAUUGUAGCCCUUCCAGCAUGUUAUAGGGCAAGACCUUUGUGUUUUUAAUCAUUCCGGCCCAUGAAAGCAACUUUGAUCUCCUUUCCCCUCCUGUCUUCCCAGUAUCUCUUGGAGUCUCACGAGGUUUACUUUGGUAUGGUUCUCAGCAUAAACCUUUCAAGUACGUUUCUUUAGAAAAUGGACAUACUGUAUUAUGUUCUCCUGCAUAUAUCAUUCCUGGAGAGAGAAGGGGAGCAGAAUAUUUUUCUUCCACAAAUUUUGGGGGCAGGAGAUCCCUUCAAGAGGCUACACCUUAAUUUUUCUUGUCUGUGUGCAGGUCUUCAUAUAAACUUUACCAGGAGGAAGGGUAUGAGUCUGUUGUUUUUCUGUGUAUGGACCUGGUCAGUGUGACGUUUUAUCCUUGAUGGUCUAGUUACUAUGACCCUCCCUACUUUUUUAAAACCAGAAAAAGGUUUGGAAUGUUGGAAUGACCAAGCGACAAGCUAACUUGUGCAAGAGCUGGCUACCCACCCACAGGUCCCCUACUUCCUACCAAGCAUUCCAUUGACUGCGUGUAUGGAACAUAUUUGUCCCAGAUCUGAGCACUGUAGGCCUGUUUUACUCACUCACCCAGCAUAUGGAACUAGUCUUAACUGUCGAGCCUUUCCUUUCAUCUCCACAGAAGACACUGUCUCAAAUGUUGUACCCUUGCUCUUUAGGACUGAACUUUCCUUAGCCCAAGGGACCCAUUGACAGUUGUCUUCCUUUUGUCGGAUGAUCAGUCUCUACUUUCUGAUUAUCUUGCUGCUUAAAGACCUGCUCACCAAUCUUUCUUUCACACUUGUGGUCUGAGUUACUGGUAUACCCAGUAUGUUCUCACUGAAGACGUGGACUUUGUGUUUAAGUGCAGGAAAUGGAAAGUUGGACUUGUUUUCUAUGGUCCAAGACAGCCCUAUAAGAAGAUUGGAAAAGGAGGAACUAUAUAGCUGUUUUCUGCUACCAUUUCUUUUCCUCUGAAGCGGCCAUGGCAUUCCCUUUGGCAACUAACAUAGAAACUCAACAGAACGUUUUCCUUUCCUAGAGUCACCUUCUAGAUGAUAAUGGACAACUACAGACUUGCUCAUUGUUCACACUGUGACUGCCCCUCACCUGAACCCACUGUUUGUAUUCAUGCUCUUGGCAGUUUCCUUGACUCUCUUUUAAGGGCAGAAGCAUUUUAGUUAAUAGUAGAAAAAUAAUAGUUUUCUUCCUCUUCUCCUUGGGCCAGUUAAUAAUUGGUCCAUGGCUACACUGCCACUUUUGUCAGGUACUGUGAUGCCCAUGACACCUGCAAAAUAAGUUCUGCCUGGGCAUUUUGUAGCUAUUAACAGGUGAAUUCCUGACUCUUUCGGUUUGAAUGACAGUUCUCAUUCCUUCUGUGGCUGCAAGUAUACAUCAGUGCUUCCCACUUACCUAAUAUGUCUGUUGGUGGCCCCAUAUGGAAACCCUGUGUGUCUGUUAGCAUGAUAGUUUACAAAUGGUUUUUUCAGUCCUAUCCAAAUUUAUUGAACCAACAAAAAUAAUUAGUUCUGCCCUGAGAUAAGCAGAUUAAGUUUGUUCAUUGUCUGCUUUAUUCUCUCCAUGUGGCAACAUUCUGUCAGCCUCUUUCAUAGUGUGCAAACAUUUUACCAUUCUAAAUGGUGACUCUCUGUCCUUGGACCCAUUUAUUAUUCAUAGAUGAGGAAAACCUUUCUGCAUGGACCUCUGUGGACCACAGCAUUCCUGCCCUUUCCUGCCCUCCUGGCCCAGCCCCACUUCUGAAAAUAUCAGCUGCUGAUCCAGCCACUGGAUAUUUUAUAUCCUCUCUUUUCCCUAAGCACGAUGUCAGACCAAAUUGCUUGUUUCUUUUUCUUGGAAUACUUUAAUUUAGAUCCUUUGGGUUUGGAGAAAGGGAAUGUGAAAGCUGUCAUUACAGACAACAGGUUUCAGUGAUGAGGAGGACAACACUGCCUUUCAAACAUUUUACUGAUCUGUUAGAUUUUAAGAACUCUUGAAUUGUGUGGUAUCUAAUAAAAGGGAAGGUAAGAUGGAUAAUCACUUUCUUAUUUGGGUUCUGAAUUGGAGACUCGGUUUUUAUGAGAUACAUCUUUUAUGCCAUGUAUAGAUCCUCCCCUGUUAUUUUUGGUUUAUUUUUAUUUUUAUACAUUCUUUCUUUGACUCCUCUUCUGCCUGCUUUUGGGGAUAGGUUUUUUGUUUGUUUAUUUGCUUCCUCUGUUUUGUUUUAAGCAUCAUUUUCUUAGGUGGGGGAGGCAGAGGUAUGAGGGAAAGAGAGUCUGAGAAUUAAAGAUUUUAGUAUAAGCAAUUGGCUGUGAUGCUGAAAUCCAUUGUAUCAUCUUACUGAAUUUGACAAUUUGUAAUUCUUGCAUAAUAAAGAACCAAAGGUAUAAUGUUUUGUUGAGAGGUGGUUUAGGGAUUUUGGCCCUAACGAAUACAGUGAAUGUAUGAUGACUAUUUGGGAGGAUACAUUUAUGUACCCAGAGGCCCCCACUAAUAACUGGUACUAUGGUUACUUCCUUGUGUACAUUUCUCUUAAAAGUGAUAUUAUAUCUGUUUGUAUGAGAAACCCAAUAACCAAUAAAAUGACCGCAUAUUCCUGACUAAACAUAGUAAGGAAAAUGCACACUUUGUUUUUACUUUUCCGUUUCAUUCUAAAGGUAGUUAAGAUGAAAUUUAUAUGAAAGCAUUUUUAUCACAAAAUAAAAAAGGUUUGCCAAGCUCA